AUGAGGGCACUCUUGCAAUUGAAUGAACACAAGUCGCUCGACGAUGACGCACGCAAACGGCUGGGACAGAUACUCUCUGGCAUUCACGCCGACAGCAACCGUGACAAAUCACUCUGUGAUGAACUUGAGGAUGACCGAGAGAAACUCGAUGCCAAGAUGCAUGGCGAGACUCUAGGCAUCAAGGUUGAACAAAGCGACGCUAAUGCUGAGAUCGAAGGUCUCUCAGAGCGCCUGGAAGACGAGCAGUGGAACUGCAAGGAGGCAUGGAAGCAGAUCGAAGGGCUGAACCAGCUCAUCUCUGGACUUGCAGGGUCAGUCACGAUGCUCGAAACCCAACUGAGCAAGGCCAAGGCAGAUGCGGAAAGGGACAAGCAAGAAGAUGUUCCUCAACUGAGGAGAAGAAUCACCGACCUGGAAGCACAGCUGCAUGUUUCAAGCGUUCAAGUUCGCGAUCUGAAUCAGAGAAAUUACACCCUCCAGGUUUCUCAAUAUCAGAACAACAGCGUGCUUCACACACAGUAUAGCUAUAUUCACACCGCCAACCAGAACAUUCAGUUGGUCAAUUUUCGAUAUAGUGAGGCCGUUCGCGAGCUCCAGGAGAAAACAAAAACGCUAGCAGAAAAGGAUUCACAGCUGAAGGCGGAACAAGAAACCGUGGCGGAGCUGCGCAAAGAGCUUGACAUGGCAAAGUCGAGGCAGGAAAAGGUGGUGCCCUUUAUUCCUGUGCGGAUUAUAAACUCUGAAGAGUCCAGUCACAGUCUUCCAUUCAUCGACGAGGAAUUUGAGCUUGUUGGUGAACGAACUGACGAAUGA
Messenger RNA from Phaeoacremonium minimum UCRPA7, 813 nucleotides. RefSeq lists its product as hypothetical. NCBI's taxonomy places the organism in Eukaryota, Fungi, Ascomycota, Sordariomycetes, Togniniales, Togniniaceae. The record is from RefSeq and is a predicted model, not a curated record. Bases 1 to 813 code for a protein of 270 amino acids. The transcript has a single exon.